Messenger RNA from Elephantulus edwardii (Cape elephant shrew), 1863 nucleotides. It is a transcript of the gene DBH, whose product is annotated as dopamine beta-hydroxylase (dopamine beta-monooxygenase). Lineage: Eukaryota; Metazoa; Chordata; Mammalia; Macroscelidea; Macroscelididae. Gene Ontology annotation, cellular component: secretory granule membrane. The coding region runs from base 1 to 1863 and encodes 620 amino acids. Gene Ontology annotation, molecular function: copper ion binding; dopamine beta-monooxygenase activity. Gene Ontology annotation, biological process: dopamine catabolic process; octopamine biosynthetic process; norepinephrine biosynthetic process. The record is from RefSeq and is a predicted model, not a curated record. The transcript has 12 exons.
AUGCAGGCCGUGAGCCCCCCAAGGAAGUGGGCUGCCCUCCCCAGCCCGUCCACUCGAGAGGCAGCCUCCAUGUACGGCACGGCCGUGGCUGUCUUCCUGGUCAUCCUGGUGGCCGCCCUGCAGGGCUCGGAGCCCCCUGAGAGCCCCUUCCCCUACCACAUCCCCCUGGACCCCGAGGGGACCCUGGAGCUGUUCUGGAACGUCAGCUACCCUACGGAGGCCAUCCACUUCCAGCUGCUAGUGCGUGAGCUCAGGGCCGGCCUGCUCUUCGGCAUGUCCGACCGUGGGGAGCUGGUGAACGCCGACCUUGUGGUGCUCUGGACCGAUGGGGACACUGCCUAUUUCGGGGAUGCGUGGAGUGACCAGAAGGGCCAGAUCCACCUGGAUUCUCAGCAGGACUACCAGCUGCUGCAGGCACAGAAGACAUCAGAAGGCUUGUACUUGCUCUUCAAGAGGGCUUUCAGCACCUGUGACCCUCAGGAUUAUUUCAUCGAGGAUGGCACGGUGCAUCUGGUGUACGCGGUCCUGGAGAGGCCAGUACUGUCACUGGAGGCUAUCAACACGUCACAGCUGCAGUCGGGGCUGCAGAGGGUGCAGCUGUUGAAGCCCCACAUCUCAGUGCCCACACUGCCCAAGGACCUGAGCACCAUGGAGGUGCGGAGCCCCAACAUCUUGAUUCCUGGCCAGGAGACCACGUACUGGUGCUUCAUCACCGAGCUCCCGAAAGACUUCUCGAAGCACCACAUCGUCAUGUACGAGCCCAUUGUCACCAUGGGCAACGAGGCCCUGGUCCACCACAUGGAGGUCUUCCAGUGUGCCCCAGAGUUCGAGAUCAUCCCCCACUUCAGCGGGCCCUGCGACUCCAAGAUGAAGCCGGACCGUCUCAACUACUGCCGCCACGUGCUGGCCGCCUGGGCCUUGGGCGCCAAGGCAUUUUACUACCCAGAAGAUGUUGGCCUUGCCUUUGGGGGUCCUGGCUCCUCCAGAUUCCUGCGCCUCGAGGUCCACUACCACAACCCCCUGAAGAUCCAAGGCCGCCGUGACUCCUCCGGCGUCCGCCUGCACUACACGGCCUCCCUGCGGCGCUACAAUGCAGGCAUCAUGGAGCUGGGCCUGGUGUACACGCCCGUGAUGGCCAUCCCGCCGCGCGAGUCCGCCUUCGUGCUCACUGGCUACUGCACGGACAAGUGCACCCAGCUGGCACUGCCCCCCUCCGGGAUCCACAUCUUCGCCUCCCAGCUGCACACGCACCUGACAGGCAGGAAGGUGGUCACGGUGCUGGCCCGGGAUGGCCACGAGGUGGAGGUGGUGAACAGAGACACUCACUACAGCCCACAUUUCCAGGAGAUCCGCAUGUUGAAGAAAGUGGUGUCCGUUUACCCAGGCGAUGUGCUCAUCACCUCCUGCACGUACAACACAGAGGAGAGGACGCGGGCCACCGUGGGUGGCUUUGGGAUCUUGGAGGAGAUGUGUGUCAACUACGUGCACUACUACCCCCAGACGCAGUUAGAGCUGUGCAAGAGCGCGGUGGACCCUGGCUUCCUGCAGAAGUACUUCCGCCUGGUCAACGAGUUCAACAGCGAGGAUGUCUGCACUUGCCCACAGACCUCUGUCUCACAGCAGUUUGUCUCUGUGCCCUGGAACUCCUUCAACCGCGACAUGCUCAAGGCCUUGUAUGGCUUCGUGCCCAUCGCCAUGCACUGCAAUAAGUCUUCCGCCGUGCGCUUCCAGGGUGAGUGGGACCGACAGCCACUCCCGGAAGUAACGUCCACUCUGGAAGAGCCUGCCCCGCGGUGCCCAGCCAGCCAAGCCCGCAGCCCCAGCGGCCCCACCGUGGUCAACCUCGGUGGCGGCAAAGGCUAA